AUGUCAAUUUGACGUUUUGUUUUGUUGUGUGAACUCAAGGUUUUUUCUAAAAUAUCAAAAUUUUGAUUACAAUUUAUUUCGUCAGCUUUGUAGAUAUAUGAGAUUCAUGCCAACAUGCAGGCUGAUGAUAAGCGUACCAAGCACCCAACAGACUUGGCAUCUUUGGAGCCUGCUGCGAGGGUGAAACAGCUUGCAAACUACGGGACCAUGGUCGAAGUGGACCCCAAUGUCCCUCCUCGAAGGUAUUACCGUUCAGGGUUAGAGAUGGUGAGGAUGGCCAACGUUUAUCUGGCUGAAGGCAGUCUCGAAAAUGCUUACAUAUUGUUCAUGAAGUUUAUGACCCUCUUCUUGGAGAAGAUUCGGAAACAUCCGGAGUAUGCGUCGGUGCCGGCGCAAGUGAAGUCUGUGAAUCAAGCCAAGCUCAAGGAAGUCAUGCCCAAAGCUGAAAAACUUAAGCAAAAACUUCUGGAGCAGUAUGCUAGAGAACACAUAGCGUAUAAAGAGAAUGAGGAGAAAAGACGUAAGUUGGAGGAGGAAAGGAAAAAGCAGGAGCGUGAAGAUGCAAAGUUGGCAGAACGAUUGCAGGCUGAUGAAGACAGACGAGACACAAAUCAUCCCACACCACAUUUGAUGCAUGCGGAGAACUGGGCUGUAUCUCCGUCAGCGCCGCCUGUAGACGGCGUGCUAUACCCUGACGACUUCGCCGCCGAGCCGCCGCGGGCGCCGUCGCAUCAGUAUACACCAGUGCCGCCGCUUAUACCGCCUUCAAGGCCGCAAAGCAGCGACAGCACGUUCGACGCGGCGCCGCUAUCGGCGCGGCUAGGGCUGCGGCCAGUACGCGUGCCGGCGGCGCUGUUGCCGCGCUUCCUGCAGCUCGCGGCUCCUAACACGGCGCGGAAUACUGAGACCUGCGGCAUCCUAGCUGGCGUGCUGGAGCGCGACGAACUCAAGAUCACGCACGUGGUGGUGCCGAAGCAAUCAGGAACCCCCGACUCGUGCAGCACCACCAAUGAGGAGGAGAUCUUCCACUACCAGGACCAGCACAACCUCAUCACGCUCGGCUGGAUACACACGCACCCGACGCAGACGGCGUUCCUGUCUUCGGUAGACCUUCACACGCAGGGCGCCUACCAGCUCAUGAUGCCCGAAGCCGUCGCCAUCGUGCAGGCGCCCAAGUACAACGAGACGGGCUACUUUGCUUUAACGCCGGAAUACGGCAUGGACUUCAUCGCCAAGUGCCGCCAGACGGGCUUCCACCCGCAUCCCAACGACCCACCGCUAUUUUAUGAUGUCAAACACAUUCGGCUAGACCACACAGCGCCGGUGGAAAUGGUGGACCUCAGGAGAUGAGCUCACCACCACCCCACACUCGCCGGUAACACGCAUUUAUAAUAUUACUGUAAUCCGAUUGCGGUAACUUGUAUAUUACAUCAUGUAACGCUCCACGAGCUUGUAGAUAUUAGAUAUUACAGAGUAUUUUAUUUAUUGCCCGUAAAUGUUGUUUACAUUAAAGUUAUGGCCGUUUAAGGGAUCACGCUAAUAUUUUCUAUUCAGGUUUGCAAUAAGAUAUUAAAGUUAUUUAAAAUUAUUUUAAAAUAAUACACAUCGUGUGAUUGAAUUAACGAAAAAGAUAUUGAUUUUUUCAACACCUACAGUAGAAUAGACUUUAAUGUAGAGAUAGCAUUUGAUUUAUUUCAAUUAAACUUUGUGUCAUUGUUUCAAUAAAAUGCAUAAAAUGAGAAACUAUGUAAUCACAAAACAAAAUAUUUAGCAACACACCUAACAAUAAUAUGCUCUUUGCUCGCGGCUAUACAUCCGUGCAAAAUGUCGAGUAAAUCGACAACACAACUUCCUCUAUCCAUUUAAAAAUAAAUAUUUACAACUCGUACGUUUAUUAAACUAUCUAUUUUCACUGGCUUUAACACUACAAAUAUACUGUAGGCAUGUAUUCGAGUGUUGAACUUCGAAAGUUUGAAAUAUCCUUAUUUGAUUACUUCACACCUAAAGAAAAAAUUUCAUGAUAAAUGUUAAAUUCCCAAAAACAUAACACGAUUGACAACAAAGUUCACAUUUGCUUGCACUUUUAUAAUUCGAUAUUUACCCAGUGGACGUUCGUCUGUCUUUGUCAAUUAAUGUCUUCUUUAGAGUGGUAAGAGCUCCCUAUUUUAUCUCUAAAAGAUUCGUUUUUUACGCGUGUGAUAUUUUAAGGCACAGACGAACACUGACGCUUAUGUAUCAUAUAAAUCUUCGAAUAUUCCAUAGUAAUUUUUAACCUUUAACUAGGCUACAAAAAGUCAUUUUUCAACCGUAUCUUCACAGCAUAAAGUUCAAAUUGAUGUGGGCUCUAUAGCUUCCAAAGCCUGGUUAAGGGUUGUCUACGUUCCACGUCUGUGACAAAUUCGAAUUUACACUGUGAUUUAUAUUAACAAUGAUUGUUUAUAGCGUUAAAUUGUUAAGUCAUUUGUUUGUUCUGUUUAUUGUCCAUAUAAAAAAACAUUUCAUUUCAACGCAUUUUUAAAUACCAAAAUAAUGUUUUGUUUUAAAAUACAAGUCAAACUUGUUAUCUCUAAGUUCUCUAACGUUAAUGAAAAUAUUGUUUUGUUGUUCUAAGUGUAAAGAUUACGUUAUAUUUUGUUAUGAAGAUGAUAUUAUUAUUCUCUAAAAUGGUCUAAAUAUUUCUUACUUUGUCACAUCACAUUCUAUUUAUUAACAAUGCUUUUGCUUUACACAAACUUUUAGUGGUUAUGAUCACUUCUUAUUAACCCAGGGUAUAGUGCCAUUUGUAAGAGAAUAGGUAUAAAAAAUAAAAAUAGACGCUUUCCGCAUUUGUUAAGAUAAGUUCAAGAAAAAUCAUAUCCGCCAAGAAAUAAUGCACUGACUCAAAAUAAAAAUCAUGUCUAAUGAGAAUUCCGACUCGGUUUUUUAAUUCAAACGAUACCUACUUACUCAAAAUUAACACAUGCAAUUUCGCGAAUUACAUACUUCAAGAUUUGUAUACUAAAUUAAUCUGUGUAUACUGAAGAACAUUGAAAUCUGUAGAAGACUGAAUUAGACGAUUACGCAUUUAUUAAUUUGAAAAAUAUAAAGAUACAUAAUUUUGCUUCUAAAUAAAUAAUUACAAUACAACCAUGGGUUGCUUUUUCCUUAUGGUUUUGGUUACAAUAUUAGAGGUUAGUAAGCUUUUCAGUUGCAAAGUCUAAUAUUCUAGAUGUGUCACAUGUUCUAUAUCGGUUGAUCAAUAAAAUUGGACUUUCGAACCUAUUCUUAAUAUAUUUUUGCCUAAUAAAAUAUGUAUAACAUCACAACUUGGUUAGAAAGAGAUAAAAUAACUGAGAUUCGAGGAUCGUUGGCCCAUCUCUUUCCAACGGGCAUUAUGUAUUAUUUCUUGACGAUAUAAGUGUAAUGUAUUAAACUCAUGUUCCGAAGCGUGUCUAAUAUAAGAGCAGAGUCUUAUGUAUGUGUGAUUCAUUAUUAAUAUGGACCAAUGAUAAUAAAACGAUUAAAUCUAAUAA
Molecule: messenger RNA, 3512 nt
Organism: Ostrinia nubilalis (European corn borer)
Lineage: Eukaryota; Metazoa; Arthropoda; Insecta; Lepidoptera; Crambidae
Product: STAM-binding protein-like A
Exons: 9
Coding region: 115-1350 (411 amino acids)
Biological process (GO): protein K63-linked deubiquitination
Cellular component (GO): endosome; membrane
Molecular function (GO): K63-linked deubiquitinase activity; metal-dependent deubiquitinase activity; protein binding
Source: RefSeq, a predicted model, not a curated record